AUGACAAUAUUGGGGGCUAUUCGUUUUCUAGACCAUUUCAGCGACCUUUAUGGCAACAGACUGACUGUCUCUGCUCGAAGAAAGUCAGAUGCUGUUUUGAAAGCAGUGCUCAGAGCAUUCUCACUUCAGUGGCUCUCGCCUAUCAAUUCUACCACUGGUGUUCAUUUGACAAACAACCAUAGCAGUACUGUUGGCAGAGACACGCCCCGCGAUUUAUCGAUGGACGCUUUCUAUGACAGUUGGUUUCAAGCACGAUCGCUUAUCAAUAGUGCGCUUUCUGUUCAAUCCUUCAGAGUUAUAUAUGCGAUAUUAAUGUUCGAUGGUAUUUCAAUUCCAGCGAAGGCGAGCGGCGAGACUGUUGUAGCCCAUGAAUUUCUUGAGGUGGGGUUGCAGAAGAUGAAUUGCCUGACUGGGCUUGUUGAGCAAUACUGUACGAACCUGGGGCCGCAUUCUAUAUAUGGUCCUGUCAUGGACGCUAGCUUGAGCGUAGUGCGAUGGUGUGGCCAUGUCCGUGAUAUAGGGGCAGCACUCACAGCAGAUCACGUAUGCAAGCUUUCUGACGUUUCAGGUAAUGACAAAGGUCAAGCGACCUCUUCCGGAUGCGAGCCAAUGUCGCCUUCUCUUUUUCAUCGGAGCUUCAAUCAAGACUUUGAUGAUAGUGUCCCCGGUAUAUGUCGCGCAGCAGCCGCGGAGGCUUUCCGUGUCUGGAAACAAAUAGUUUCAAUAAAAGGAUCCCUCUCUAGCCCGAUCAAGAAUGACAUUGGAUCAUUUCCAAACCUAUCUGCGGAUAUUACCUCGACGGUCACGGCAGUUGGUAAAUUCAAGGAUGUGUUUGGCUCUUCCUUGGACCUCUGUAUAGGAAAUCUUGGAUAUCUUUCCAUGCGCUCAAGAUUGUCUUCUGUCUCCAUUGCAAUGUUCUGGAACCUCGGUGUCUUUGUUCUCAUGGAAAGUCUGGACCCUACUAUGAAGGGGCUAAACCCACCUUGCACUCACAGUGUCUUUUCAAGACUACAAACAUACACCGAGGAGGCUGCUUUAUUAGUAACACGGGCAGCAGAGCGCGUGCUCUCGCUUCCUUUCGAGGAGAUCUUCAACCUCCAGAACGGCGUUAGUGCUGAGGCUUCGGUACUCUCCUACCAUAUCACCCCUACGCUAGUAGCGGCUACCUUCCAAAAGGCAGUCGAGAAUAUACUUAGUAUGCAAUUAUAUGCGCCUUGUGAUGUGGGCACAGUAGAAGACAGACCCUUAAGUCUCUAUACUGACUUGAACUGGAAAAAACAUAUCGACACCAUCCUGAAAGCCCUUGUUUCGCUUGAUGCUACGAUUGGUGGAUUACAGGCCUCAAGUGUGGCAAUACAAAGUCUAAUGCGAAAUCAUGGGGAUAUUAUAUCGGAUUGUUGGUCGUGCGACUUUGAGACUUAA
Aspergillus caelatus is the source of this 1422-nucleotide messenger RNA. RefSeq lists its product as uncharacterized. The transcript is spliced from 3 exons. Lineage: Eukaryota; Fungi; Ascomycota; Eurotiomycetes; Eurotiales; Aspergillaceae. The record is from RefSeq and is a predicted model, not a curated record. Bases 1 to 1422 code for a protein of 473 amino acids.